Messenger RNA from Arachis ipaensis, 2043 nucleotides. NCBI's taxonomy places the organism in Eukaryota, Viridiplantae, Streptophyta, Magnoliopsida, Fabales, Fabaceae. The record is from RefSeq and is a predicted model, not a curated record.
CCUUUCCCCCUUUCUUUCUUUUCUUUCAUUCAGAAAGAAAUCACACAACCCCAGCCAAAAAACCCUAGCAUUGUAAGCCUACACCACCGCCGCAAGGAGUGGCAUACUGCCGCGUCCGUCGCACUCAAAGUUCGCCAUCCGUCCGUCUAUCUAGCUUCCCUCGUGCUCCAAGUCUUCAACCCCUGUUUGCUGUCACCGAUCGCGGCUGCUUCCUCGACCUCGGCGUCCGUCGUCUUUGUCUGCUCAGCCGCGCUUCCGUGGCCGUUUGUUUGCCGUUCACGUUCGCGUCUUCGUUCAUCUGUCGUGUUCGUUCGCGUUCUUCGCCGUUCACGUUCGCUCGGCGUUCACCGUUCGCGUUCACCGUUCGCGUUCACUAGCUGUUCACCGUUCGAGUUCGCGUUCGUCUGGAAGCCACGUUGCUCUGCUUCAAACUCUGCGACCAACCCGCGCGCUCCACCCAGCCGUCGAACUGCUCUCUUUUGUCGCCGCCUUGGACCAAUGAACCAUUAAACCAGUGACUAAAGCAGUUUGAUGAUCGGUCCAGUUUUCAGAACCUUGGUGAAAAGAAGAUAAUGAUAGCGUUAGGAUUCGAGGGUUCAGCCAACAAAAUCGGAGUCGGUGUUGUCACACUUGACGGCACCAUCCUCUCCAAUCCACGCCACACAUACAUAACCCCUCCCGGUCAAGGCUUUCUCCCAAGAGAAACCGCUCAGCACCACCUUCACCACGUUCUUCCACUCGUCAGAUCCGCUUUGGAAACCGCCAACGUCACUCCCGAUGACAUCGACUGCAUCUGCUACACCAAGGGACCUGGAAUGGGUGCUCCCCUUCAGGUCUCUGCUGUCGUCGUUCGCGUCCUCUCUCAGCUUUGGAAGAAGCCCAUUGUUGCUGUCAACCACUGUGUCGCUCAUAUUGAGAUGGGUAGGGUUGUCACCGGUGCCGUUGACCCUGUUGUGCUUUAUGUUAGUGGCGGUAACACUCAGGUCAUUGCAUACAGUGAGGGUCGUUACAGAAUCUUUGGUGAGACCAUUGAUAUUGCUGUUGGUAACUGCUUGGAUCGCUUCGCUAGGGUUUUGACGCUUUCCAAUGAUCCCAGUCCUGGUUACAACAUUGAGCAGCUUGCUAAGAAAGGAGAGAAAUUUAUUGACAUUCCUUAUGUUGUCAAAGGGAUGGAUGUAUCUUUUAGUGGAAUACUUAGUUACAUCGAAGCGACUGCAGUUGAAAAGCUGAAGAAUAACGAGUGCACACCUGCAGACUUGUGCUACUCUCUGCAGGAGACUCUGUUUGCUAUGCUCGUGGAGAUAACAGAGCGGGCUAUGGCUCAUUGUGACUCGAAAGAUGUCCUUAUAGUUGGUGGUGUGGGCUGCAACGAGCGUUUGCAGGAGAUGAUGAGAACAAUGUGCUCUGAACGGGGUGGGAGGCUGUUUGCCACCGAUGACAGAUAUUGCAUUGACAAUGGUGCAAUGAUAGCUUAUACUGGUCUCCUUGAGUUUGCUUAUGGUGCGUCGACACCACUAGAGGACUCUACAUUCACCCAGCGGUUCCGAACAGAUGAAGUGAAAGCAAUCUGGCGAGAAGCAAACUCUACCAAAUUGAAUGGUCUUGCAGAGAAAAGCAUUUGAUUUGUUAUUCUUCAGGUCUGAGUCUGAUUGCCUUCAAGCUCAAGUUUAUACAUUAGGACCUUGUAUUUUAUUAGGAUGGUAAAUUAUAUAUGAAACUCCUCAUUUUUAUUUAAUAUUCUGUUAUCAGUGGAGAGUGGUGCAGUGAUGGCACUGAUCCAAGAUGUAGGAGAUGGUUCAUUACCAAUGUCAAUUGGGGCAUCACUUUAGACAGUAUUGGUUAUAGUUUUUUCAUAUUACAUAUUGUCUAAGGUAGUCAACUUAGGUUAUGUAUUGAGUUAGUAGUUUAAGGUUGUAUCUUUUUUUUGUUUUCGACAGGAGUUUAAGGUUGUACUAGCUGAGGACCCGUGCAGUUGCACGGAAUCAUACAUUUAUCAUAUUUAAAAGUAUGUUUAAUCUAUCCUAAUAUUUUUACUUUGUGAUA